Messenger RNA from Lathyrus oleraceus (garden pea), 650 nucleotides. RefSeq lists its product as uncharacterized. Gene Ontology annotation, molecular function: zinc ion binding; double-stranded DNA binding; RNA binding. Gene Ontology annotation, biological process: activation of innate immune response. Lineage: Eukaryota; Viridiplantae; Streptophyta; Magnoliopsida; Fabales; Fabaceae. The transcript has 2 exons. The coding region runs from base 266 to 571 and encodes 101 amino acids. The record is from RefSeq and is a predicted model, not a curated record.
GUAUUAUACUCCCUAUAAUGAGGCUGCUGGAGAAUUUUCGAAAUGUGUGAAGUUUGAGAACGGGUUGCGUCCUGAGAUCAAGCAGGCUAUUGGAUAUCAGCGGAUCAGAGUGUUUUCUGACUUGGUUGACUGUUGCAGGAUUUUUGAACAGGAUUCCAAAGCCAGAGCAGAGAGCUAUCAACAGAGAAUUGAUAGGAAAGGCAAGAAUCAGAAUGAUCGUGGAAAACCGUAUGCAGCUGGCAAAGGUUUCCAGAAGCAGAGUGGGAUGAAGAGGCCUAGUGGGGGAGACUCUAGCGCCCCUGCUAAGUGUUAUAGAUGUGGUCGGGCUGGACAUCGUGUCCAUGAGUGUACCAGUGCUGAGAUGAAGUGUUUCAAGUGUGGAAAAGGUGGUCAUUUGGCUGCAGAGUGUCGGUUGAAGACUGUAACUUGUUUCAACUGUGGAGAGUUGGGUCAUAUCAGUCCACAGUGUCCUAAGCCGAAGAGAGAGAACCAGUCGGGAGGCAAGGUCUUUGCUUUAUCGGGUUCUGAGACUUCUGCAGAUGAUCGUUUGAUCCGAGGUAACGAGAAAUGAGUUGAGUAGAAGCGAAUGCUUGGAGUCUAGUGUAGUCUCCCUAGUGGGUCAUGCUCUGAUAGAUGUAACAUCGGGAGGG